Stegastes partitus (bicolor damselfish) is the source of this 3740-nucleotide messenger RNA. Its product is annotated as von Willebrand factor A domain-containing protein 7-like. Lineage: Eukaryota; Metazoa; Chordata; Actinopteri; Pomacentridae. The record is from RefSeq and is a predicted model, not a curated record. The transcript is spliced from 18 exons. The coding region runs from base 92 to 3157 and encodes 1021 amino acids.
AGGUUUGACAUACAGUCACUGAGGUGACACGAGUCUACAGGGUGAGCAUCACAAGUUGAAGAAAGGGAAGCUCAAAGCUCUGUCCUCUAUCAUGAUGACCAGACAAUCAGUCACCCUCCUGAUGGUGGUGGUGGUCCUCUCCCUGCCACGUCUCACUCACUGCUUCCAACAAGCCUUCUCUGUUGACAGGACCUCUGUGACUCAUCGCGACAUCACCCUAAAGGCAAUCCUCAGAAAAACCGCUGAGGUCUGCCGAGACAUUGCUGCUGCUGAUGGACGGGACUUCAGCUUGACGAUUGAUGACAGCCUGACAGUUACUAAGGUGCAAAGCGCCUGUUCCUCCACACCCAGCUCCACUUCUCCCAACUCGACUGACGCCUUUCAAACUGCCAUUAACAGCAUCCACCGUAACAAUGGCAGAGUGGGUUUCAAUUUCGAACUGGAUGUGAACUACCAUUUUAACAAUGAGGCCUUCCAGGAAGGACGGGAAAUCAUCACAGCAGGCCUGUCCACUGUGAAGGCGAGUGUGGAGCAGAGGAACUUUGACGCUGCCCAGCAGGCUCUUGGAGGAAUCUGUCACACCCUUCAGGACUUCUACAGCCACAGUAACUGGGUGGAGCUGGGGAAAACUACUCCUUACAGCACUCUGAUCAGAGCAGAUCAACCUCUAGAGAACUUGGCAGGCCCGGAUACUCCAACCUGUAAGAGCUGUACAGGAGAGAUGUGUGAUGACAACAUUUUGCCUGAAGUGCUGAGUCAGGGGCUUCUCACUUCCGGCUACUUUGACUUUGUGUCUCCAGUAAAACCUGCAGGUAAAUGCAGCCACGGUGGUAGGGCUGACAAGACAAGCAAAGAGGACCCAGUGGGGGGUAUCAAUAAGGACGCUGUUGAGUCUGGUCAUGGCGCACUUCACGAAAAAGCAGCUGACCUAGCAGUGGAUGCCACUUUGGAGCUACUGGAGGACAUCAGAUUGGCUGUUGGAGACAAGAACUUCCUGCGACUGAUGGGCCUCUCCCAGGCCUCAGCAUUGUGUAUUGUCAUUGACACUACCGGCAGCAUGAGAGAUGACAUAGAUGAAGCUAAGAGAGAGUCCUUUAACAUUAUUGAUAAGAGGAGAGGAACAUCGCAGGAGCCCUCUGAAUACAUACUUGUACCUUUCAACGACCCAGAUUUUGGACCGUUGAUAAGGACAACUGAUGCAGACACCUUCAAAGUCAACAUCAACAACCUCACUGCAAUUGGAGGAGGGGACAACCCAGAGCUGAGUAUGUCGGGACUGGAACUUGCCCUGACAGCAGCGCCAUCCUCCUCUGAGAUCUUUGUCUUCACUGAUGCUCCAGCCAAAGAUUCUGAUAAGAAAGGCACCGUCACUGCCCUUAUAGAGAGAUCCAAGUCUAAGGUAACCUUCCUGUUGACAGAUGUGCUUUCCAGACGACGGCGACGCGUUAGGGAUUCUCAAGGUUUGGCAUCACGAACACUAAGCGGAGGUGAAACCGAGCUAUACCGAGACUUAGCCCAAACCUCUGGAGGACAGGCCAUUGAAGUCCCGAAGUCAGGCCUCUCUCUGGCCACAGCAGUUAUUGAAGAUUUAACAGCCAGUGCUGUGGUGACAGUUUUCCAAGCAGUAAUAAAUCCUGGACGACCUGAAAAUUUUCCUUUUACUGUUGACUCAUCAAUAAGCAACAUGAUCAUUUACAUCACCGGAGCCUCAUCUCUCACCUUCACACUGACCAGCUCUACAGGAUUGUCUCAGAUGUCAACUCUGUCCAGUGGUCCUCUAGCAAACCUCACCACAGUGGGAAACCUGCGCCGGAUAAAACUCAACACUGCCAAUCAAACAGGAUCGUGGAACAUAAGCAUUAACUCUAAUGUUGCCUACACUGUUAAGGUCACAGGUCAAAGUUCAGUGAACUUCAUUUAUGACCUUGUGGAAGUACAAGAGGGAGCCCAAAGUGGUGUCAGACCUAAAGAAGGACGUCCUAUUGCAGGUGCUAACGUCAGUCUCUUGGUCACUGUGACAGGAAGUGACACCGUGACAAUCACAGAGGUCACUCUGUUCAACAGCUCAGGGCUAACGGAGAUCAGCGGAUUAGUACAGUCAUUAGGAAACAACGACUUCCUGGUCGGAUUCCCUGCAGUCCCAGCAGGUGAAUUUGCAGUUCGGCUGACAGGACGAGACACUAGCUCCACCUCCAGGUCCACAUUAAGCAACUUCCAGAGACAAGCGUCCACACAGAUCCAGACAUCCAGUCUCUCUGUUACUGCUCAAGCUGACAUCACCAUAGAACCGGGUUCUACCACCUCCAUCCCUUUCACAGUAUCUUCAGACACAACCGGGACGUUCACAGUGCGAGUCAACAAUGAUCGCCGUUACAGUUCAACUUCACCUAGCUCUGUUACUAUUGGAGCAUCCAGUGGGGGUAAAGCCAACGGCACCGUAACCUUAACAGCCCCAGCUAGCACUGUUUCAGGAACAGAUGUGACUCUUACCAUUGAGGCAGAAAAUGCUGCUGCCACUGAAAUCAACUAUGCUGUCCUCAGGUUUGCUGUGGUUGCCAGGGUGACAGAUUUGUCUGGUCCAGUGUGCCAGGACACCAAUGUAUCAGGCGAUUGUACCUCCUCUCCAUCACUCUGUGCAAUCUCUUCUUGGGACUUCUCCACUGUUUUCACCGAUGGCGUCAAUGGGACUGGCAUUGCAAGCAUUACCCUCCGCCAAGGGAACGGUACCCUCAAUACCAGCACAGUGACUGGAGCUGGAGGUGAGAACAUCACAGUGGUUACCUACAGCGCCUCCUGCUGUUCACCAAAUGUGGACCUGGCUGCUGUGGACAGAGUAGGAAAUGUGGGAACAUGUGGCGGACGGGCUCGAGUGCUUACCACAGCUUCACCUAUGACUACAACAACCCCGUUAAUUACAACAACCCCUGUAUCUACAACAACCCCCAUACCUACAACAACCCCUGUAUCUACAACAACCCCCAUACCUACAACAACUCCUGUAUCUACAACAACCCCCGUAACUACAACUCCUCCUGUCACCACAGUUACAAACAUGACGACAGCCCCUCCUGUAAAUGCAACAUCCACUGGAGGGCACACGCUGACCAUAUCACGCUGUGUCUGGAUCAGUGUUGUAGUUUCUGUCAUUUGGAAGUGAAUGAUGCAAACAGAAAUUACACUGUAAAUGAAUCAAGCACUUUUUGACCAAAAACUUUUCAUGAGGUUAUCAUCAUGGGUGUCUCUUAAUUUCUUGUUGAUACAAAGCGAUAAGUGAGCUUUAAGAAAACUCAAAUUGAAUUUUGUGGAAAAUGCAUGAAUCAUCUCUCUUACCUACAGUCAAUCUCUUUUCCAUGAGUGGGAGUGUUGUGUGCCUUUUUUGUCCACUUUAAUUAGCAAUGUCUUAGUUUCUAAGCAUGUAACUAGCCAGGGAAAAUACUGGUGAUUCUGUAUGUAGUUUAAGAGGAACAUAAUGUUAAAGCUAUGAGCGUGACAGAGCAGAAGUUGCUCCAUGUUGGGAAAAGCUAAAUUAUGAUGAAGUACUUGCACUUUAGCUGGUAUUCAUUUCUUCUUUUUUUUUUUUCAUUUACCAGUCAGCUAUAGAUGUGACUUUGCUGUAACAGAUUCUGAUUCUACAUGGAAACCAAAUGAUCAGCAUAUUAAAUAUGGUGCCUGUUAAAGGUUAAACUGCCUAAUUUCUCAUUCAACAAUGUAUCAGUAAUAAAAGUCCAAUGGAUAUUACA